Carya illinoinensis is the source of this 813-nucleotide messenger RNA. RefSeq lists its product as uncharacterized. Bases 1 to 813 code for a protein of 270 amino acids. Lineage: Eukaryota; Viridiplantae; Streptophyta; Magnoliopsida; Fagales; Juglandaceae. The record is from RefSeq and is a predicted model, not a curated record. The transcript has a single exon.
AUGUCCGGGGUGAAUGUAGAAACCGAAGGAGAGAGGAGUUCCAACCGGGAACGCCUUGAUAUGCUUGAGGGGCAUACAUCUAAGAUCAUGGACAUUCUUGGUGAGGUCAACACUAACAUGACCGAACUAAGGAUGGCCUUGAAUGCCACCUCUCGGGAUAGCAUUGAGAGUAGAAGAUCCUUAGAUUCUAUACGGAGAGAGAACCAUGAGAGCAUAGAAAGGUUGGAGAGAAGACUUGUUGAAGACCAAGGGCAACGCCAUGAGACUAAUGGACAAAAGCAUGAUGCUUUUGUUGAUGGUGUAGAAACAAGUGUGACCAAAUCCAUGCAUGUGCCACCUAGAGAUGAGUUGAGAAGAGGAGGUCGUGUUGAGAACAACCAUGUGGCCGUGGAGAGAUGGAUCCAUGAUGAGGGGAAUCGUACUAGAUCCCCAACCAUGAGAGGAGAACCACAUGGGGUGAGGUAUGAGAUCCCAAGGCAUGAGAAUGGCCAUGAGGCCAAGUAUGAGCAUGAUAGAGAGAGGCCUUUGGGCCAUGAUAACCGGUAUGAGAGAAGACACUAUGACCGUGAGAGAGAUGGAGGACAUCAUGGUAGAAGAGAUGGUGAUGGUCACCAUUAUGACGAGAGAGUUGGAAACCGGACUUAUGACCGGAGACCAAAGAGACCCAAGGUGGACUUCCCUAAGUUCAAUGGGGGGGAUCCAUAUGAGUGGUUGGAUAAGGUGGAUCACUAUUUUCGGGUGUAUGAUGUGCCAAGAAGAGAAAGAGUGUCUACGGCUUGUUUUUAUCUAGAGGGAAGAGCAAGCAAAUGGUAG